Messenger RNA from Cyclospora cayetanensis, 1215 nucleotides. RefSeq lists its product as uncharacterized. The record is from RefSeq and is a predicted model, not a curated record. The transcript has 6 exons. Bases 1 to 1215 code for a protein of 404 amino acids. Lineage: Eukaryota; Apicomplexa; Conoidasida; Eucoccidiorida; Eimeriidae.
AUGCUCGGUAUCCCUACGAAUUUGAAUACUUCAUGCAUUUCAGUUCAACAGCGCACUUCAGCCGAGGCUGCACAGGCUCGCCACGACAUUGUACAGCACACGAGGCGUAUUGCGUUCAGGGCUUCAUGGGGAGUUACGCCUUUUAAUAAGGCCGACUUCUUGGAUGCCGUCUUUGGUGCUAACCGUUCCUCCUGUACACCAUACACCAAGCGCCUACCGAAGUGCAGGAUUGAGGCUUCCGCGUCGAGGGCUCGAGGCAUCGUGGCGUUUGCCGUGCCUUCAUCGGUUGCCACGAUGAAGCCCCUGAACGCCUCUCAGCCGCUUUCUAUGAAAGCUGGCAGUCUCAGCUUUUUAAGCGCCUUCGCACACUGCCGCAUGAGCAAUAAGCCCGCUCUGUGGGCGGCCGUCCGCAACGAAUGCCUAAUUUUAAAAGCCAACAGCGACUACAUUCUGGCGAGGUGUACGUGCCUUAGUGGCCAAAGUAGCCACCUCCACCACACAUGCUGGGGCUGUUGCAGCAACGGCCUCAAGGCGGCCGAACGUCGCUUCCACAGCACGCCUUCCAAGCAGUCUCCGACAGCACCAGGAGCAGCAGCAGAAGCAGCAGCGGUGUCACCACCAUCGGCAUCUGACACGUGCACAUCCGAGGGGCCUCCAGUUAGUGACCGUCCCGCAAUGCCAGCUAGGGGAUGGCUGCUCCUGUGUUGCGGCGCUUCGCUCUUCUUCGGAGGUGUAGGCAGCACCCUGUGGCUGCUCCUUGACCAUCCAGAGCCCCUCAGCCAUGCCUGGGAUGCGGUAAAGAAGGACCCGCGUGUCCGUGAAGCGUUGGGUGGCGAGAUCCGAAGGAACUGGUGGUGGGGAGGCUAUAUCCACGAGAAAGAUGCCAGGAUUAAAAUGACAGUUUCAGGCCCCACUGGACUCCGUGGAUAUGUAACAUGCGAUCUUAUGAGGAGGCCAGACGGGCAGUGGCAGGUCCUUUUGCUGAAUUUCGUGUGCCUUGAUUCAGAGACCCAGCAAACUACGCAAAAUCCAAUGUCUGGUGUUGUGGCGCUCGUUCCUGACCAGCUACCCCGCUCUCAACAGCACCGAAAUUUCUUACGAGGCUGCCCAAUAGCCGCCCUCCCCACAGAGGCGCAAGAAGCUUCGAAGGACGCCCACUCUUCUCAGCAAGGCACAACGAGCAGCAGCAGCAGCAGCAAUGGUACUGGGAGCUGA